AUGAAGCGGUACCAAUGCGCCGUCCAGGGCUGCCGCCGAGCGUACCGUCGCAAUGAGCAUCUUCUGCGCCAUAUGCGAUCUCACGAUUCUCAGAAGCCCUACGAAUGUCCCAAAUGCCACAAACGCUACAGCCGACAAGACGUCCUGAAACGCCAUGUCGCCCAACAACAUAAGACCCUCCAGCGGCAAGCAGACUCUUCUAGACAAAAAGCCAGAUCGUCGGGGCCCGUCGAGCUGCAAGCCCCACAAACCAACAUCCUGAGAAACGGAAUCUUGGAGGAACUAGAUGCUUUGGAAGCACCCGACUUCAGUGUCCGCCAUCCUCUUGGUAAUUCGGGCUACCGCGGCAAGCAACCAUUUGAGGCCGAUCAACCACAACCAAUCCCUAUGCCCUUCGCAGAAGACUUCGCCGCUCGGCCGUGGCUGGACUAUUACUUUGAGAGAUUCCACCCGCGGUGGCCCAUUAUCCACCAGAGCACAUUUGACCCAGCUGCCGCAAUUCCCGAUCUAGUCUCCAUGAUGUCAAUGAUAGGGGCAUGGGAGUAUGGCGUUACUCCCUCACUGGAAGUCUCCGAGCGCUGGAGUGAAUCUCUUGUCCUUAGACUGAGCAACGUUCUGUCUCAAGUCUCGACAUGGCCUGCAACUGUGUCCGAGAGCGCGAUACAAGCAUACCAAGCGUUGCUCCUCAAUGUGAUCUUUACGCUUGAAUAUCUAGGACAGGAUGAUAUGAGAUUUAAGAAGGCAUACCCUCGUUACUGCAUGAUGAUUGCCAUCUUUCGUGGUGCAAACCUGUUCCAAGAGCAACAAAUCCUCGUCCAGGAUGAAACUCAAGACAUGAUUCCGACAAGUUGGUUAAUCAGAGAAAAGUUUAAGAGGUUGGCCUUUUACACCUUCCGACUGGAUAAUUACUUUUAUUUCCUACAAGGACAUUAUCCCGUCUUGAGGUAUGAAGAGUUGUGCCUGGCGACACCCUGUUCUGAGAGGCUCUGGGAAGCCACAGCGGUCGAAGAGUGGCACGAGAUCAAAGAGAUUGAGUCCAAAAAGCGAGCAGCCAUGCUCUUCAUGACGCUGAUGGAUACCGCCAUGGACUGUGAAGGGCGGGACACGCUGCCUCCUCUCCUCGAGGACGACUUUGUCUACGGUAUCUGCGCUAUGCAGACAUGGCUCUGGAGAGACAUCAAGAGGCACAGGCCUCGUCUGCAAGUAUUGCAAUCUUCUGAGGGGCCCGGUAUCAUUUCUGCCCCAGCAUCAUCACGGCCUAUAGAGUAUUGGUCGGCCAUGUUGACAACCUGGAGCGAAUGUCUGAGAGACCGUUCAAUUGGAUCACCCCUAUCAUCUCAGAAGCAUAGGGAGUUGUUGGAAAACUGUACCCCGGCACUAUAUCACUUUUCCCAGAUGUCUCUUCGAGCAAACCUUGAAGCUAUACAAGACCUCGCUAUGGAUCGAUACCACAAGCAGUACUCAGGUCCCUACAGGAGACAACUCGAAUCUCGCAUCUUGGAGUGGGUGAGAACUUCGGAUGGCCGGUUAGCCCUGUGGCAUGCAGCACAAGUCCUCAAGCUACUCCAAGAGACAUCGGACAGCAUGGAGACGAGAGGAAGUUCUCUGACCUCUUGGCGCAUCGACUUCAUCGCCCCUCUGGCGCUGUACAAAGCCGGGCUCAUAGUCUGGGCGUACGCGCGCUCCGUCCAGGUCUGCGACUCGUGUUCUAUGGGAUCAAUCAUGCAACCGGUGGUAUCGACACGUACCGAGCCGUUGGACCUAUUUAAACCUCAGCGAGGAGAGGAGUGUCGUGAGUGGUUGCAUUAUGGAGGAAGGGGAAUGAUACAGGGGACUAUGGUGUGUGCGUGUAGGUUGGAUGAGCUCCUCAGCGCCUAUGAAGCGUGGCUACUCAGGUAUUAUUACAAAAGUCGUAGUGUGUUGGAAAUGGCAGGAUUACUGUUACUCCUGAAGGACAAAGAUUGA
This is a messenger RNA of Fusarium falciforme, 1965 nucleotides long. RefSeq lists its product as hypothetical. The record is from RefSeq and is a predicted model, not a curated record. Gene Ontology annotation, cellular component: chromatin. The transcript is spliced from 6 exons. Lineage: Eukaryota; Fungi; Ascomycota; Sordariomycetes; Hypocreales; Nectriaceae. Bases 1 to 1965 code for a protein of 654 amino acids. Gene Ontology annotation, biological process: DNA-templated transcription; regulation of transcription by RNA polymerase II. Gene Ontology annotation, molecular function: zinc ion binding; RNA polymerase II cis-regulatory region sequence-specific DNA binding; DNA-binding transcription factor activity, RNA polymerase II-specific.